This is a messenger RNA of Carica papaya (papaya), 1718 nucleotides long. RefSeq names its product Protein kinase superfamily protein. Gene Ontology annotation, cellular component: plasma membrane. Gene Ontology annotation, biological process: protein phosphorylation. Gene Ontology annotation, molecular function: ATP binding; protein kinase activity. The record is from RefSeq and is a predicted model, not a curated record. Lineage: Eukaryota; Viridiplantae; Streptophyta; Magnoliopsida; Brassicales; Caricaceae.
AGAGUCAAUGGAAUUAUUAUUAUUAUUCAACCCUUCUCUCUGUCUUCCUAGAAGGCUACCUUCCCCUCCAGCUCCAUCCGUAUAUCGGAACAGACCUUAGAUCUGUCCGAUUCUGUCUCCAAUGGCGGACAAAUUUAAGACCAGGAAACCGCUGGUUCCUAUUUCUACCUCCUGCCCUUUUGUCUGCUGGUAUAUCAUUUUUAUAUUCUUCUAUUUUCUCACCUUCUGCGUCGCCUCCUACCCUUCAUCAUCCGCCAUUAAUACUCCUCUUGCUCCUUCUCCUAAUGACGUACUCAAACCUCCAUUUCAGACCAGAGCUCGAAGAUUGAACUCCAGGACUGUCAUUGCUUUGAUCACUGUUUCGGGUUUUCUCCUCUUCUGUUUCUUUCUAUCUCUCAUGGGUUUCUCCUUGUUCAAGUUCCUGAAACUCAAGAAAUCCAAACGCAGCAGACCCACCAGUCAAGUUGUCGAUCAUGAGUCGAACAGGGAAGUUGCUGGGUCUGAUGUUGAUGGUGAUGGUGAUUUAUCUGUUAGGAAAUAUAGUUGGAGUGAGAUAGAAAGAGUGACCUUGAACUUCUCCAAGGUGAUUGGCUAUGGCGGAUUUAGCAAUGUCUAUCUAGGUCAAUUUUUUAGAGGUUCCAAACAAGGGGCAGUCAAGAUCCAUAUCGGCAGUGACAGACUCAACCAAGUUUUCAAGCAGGAAUUAGACAUUCUUCUUCGUCUCAGUCACGUUAACAUCGUCAAGCUUCUCGGCUACUGCGAUGAACGAGAAGAAGGAGCCCUGGUCUUCGAGUAUAUUCCUAACGGAAACUUGCAAGAGAAGCUCCAUGGAAGCUCGAGAAAUUACUCAGAGCUUCCGUGGCGGAACAGGAUGGCCAUAGCUUUCCAACUGACUAAAGCAAUCGAGUACCUCCAUGAAAAAUGUAGCCUCCAGAUUGUACACGGUGACAUCAAGGCUUCAAACAUCCUGCUCGACGAGAAUCUGAACUGCAAACUCUGCGAUUUCGGGUCUGCGAAAAUGGGGUUCUCGUCGAUGGUGCAACCUCCGUCGUCAUCCCCGUCGCCUGGGAGAGCAAAACAGGUGAUGAUGAUCGGGUCUCCGGGGUACACCGACCCGCAUUACUUAAAGUCCGGGAUUGCAUCGAAGAAGAAUGAUAUAUACAGCCUUGGAGUUAUCAUUUUGGAGUUGGUAACAGGGAAGGAAGCUUUUAAUCCUGAAAGAGAGGAGUCCUUGGCAAUGGCGGCGGCGCCCAUGUUGAGGGAGAUCGGCGAGGGUGGUGGAGACGUGGAGAAGAUAAAGGUUGCAGAAUAUAUAGAUCCAAGGUUGAUGGGAGAGUUUGACUUGGAAGAAGCAAAAACAAUGCUUUUCAUUUCUGGACUUUGUCUUCGUCAAUCUCCAACUCUCAGACCUUCUGCAACUCAAAUCUUGCAGAGCAUGAAGGAGAAAGUUUCAUCCAUCAAUUUUCUUUUUCCAGAACCGCAUAAAGGUUGAUUUUUUUUUCUUUUGUAAAGUUGAUGAGAUCUGUCUGGAUUUGCACAGGUCAAGAAUUUAUUCAUAUACAACUUAUACAGAUGUUUAUAAAUUAGUAUAAAUUUGUUUAUGGAAUUAUCGAUUUAGCUGUAAAGAAAGAAGAAAAAAGAAAAGGAAAAAUGUAAUUGCUUGAUUGCAUGCAGCACCUUUCCUAUUUGAGAACACAGAUAAUUAAUUUUUUAAGUAA